UUCAUUCUUCAAUACGAGUCCACAAAACCCCGAAAGACUUCCGAUCCUCCCAUCUUUCUCUCUCGCUCUAUCCUUCGUCCUCGCACAAACCCUAGCGAUGGCCGAUUCGGCUGUUGCCGAUCCUCCACCGUCCGCUUCGCGCCCUGACCCCUUCACGUCGGCUGACUUCGAUUGCCUCCCAAUUCCGCCUCUCGAUCCGCUGUUCUUCUCCGCAGACGCUGACCCCAACUCCAACUCGAUCGCCGUGCCUCAACCCUUCGAUUCCGAUCUCGCCUUCGACUUUGGUUUCGAAGGAAAUGGGGACUUCGAGUUCACCUUCGAUGGCCUCGACGAUCUCUACCUCCCCGACGAGAACGAGUCCUUCCUUAUCCCCUCCCCCGCCGAAAACAUCGAGAAGAUCAAUUGCGAGUCCGGUUCUUCUGGAAUUUCCGGCGAUCGGGCGUCCGAUCUCGCCGGGUAUUUGAAUUACCCGCCGUCGGAGUUUGGUAGCUACCGAUCGGGGGAUCAGAGGGUGGGUGCUGAGAAUGUGUCGAACGUUCCAUCGCCGGACUGCGAUACCUCCGGCGAUCGGGAGUUUUCGGGUGGUCCAGCCUCGUCACAUGGUUCGGGGAAUGGUGGAGGCUCUGGCUUGUCGGAAGAUACCAAUCCUCCUUCGCCAUGUUCCGGAAGCUUCGAACGCGAUGUUUCUUCCAAAUUGGCCGUUGAUCAAGAGGUGAAAGCUGAGGAGGACAUGUGUAAUGCUUCUGUGGCGAAAAGGAAGAAGGAGCAGGAUGACACAGUCUCUGAAACUCGAAGUAUCAAGUACAGGCGAUCAUCAGUAGCCGCGGUCAACGUGAAUAAUUCACAAUGCAGUGACGAGGACGAAGAGAAAAGGAAAGCCAGGUUGAUGAGGAACCGUGAGAGUGCGCAGCUCUCGAGACAGAGGAAGAAGUAUUACCAGGAAGAGCUUGAGGAGAAGGUGAGGUCCUUGCACUCGACUAUUGCGGAAUUGAAUGGCAAAUUAUCAUUCUUCAUGGCUGAAAAUGUCAGCUUGAGACAGCAAUUGGGUGGUGGCGGAAUGUGUCCGCCUCCGCCACCAGGUAUGUACCCUCCGCAUCCGAUGGCACAUAUGGGUUAUCCAUGGGUUCCUUGUGCGCCUUAUGUCAUGAAACCGCAAGGGUCGCAGGUGCCCUUGGUCCCAAUCCCUAGAUUGAAACCUCAAAAGUCAGUGUCGGCUCCCAAAGCAAAGAAAGUGGAGACUAAAAAGACUGAGGGUAAAACUAAGAAGGUUGCCAGUGUUAGUUUUCUUGGUCUGCUGUUUUUUGUUCUGCUUUUUGGAGGUUUGGUUCCAAUGGUGAAUGUCAGGUUCGGUGGAGGCGGGGAUACAGGUGCUGGCAGGUUUAGCUACUUGAAUGAUAGGUCUUACGAUCAUCACAAAGGUAGGGUUCUGGCUGUUAGUGGACAUAUGAAUGGUACUUAUUAUGCCACUGGUAGAGGGUCUUCCGGUGGAACAUACAGUACCGUUGGUAGUGGAGGCUGUGGCGUUGGGUCGGACUAUAAGAUCAUGAGAAAAGAUAGAGAAUCUAUGCCCAACACGAGCGAGCCACUUGUUGCUUCUUUGUAUGUUCCUAGGAAUGAUAAGCUCGUGAAAAUUGAUGGCAACUUGAUAAUUCAUUCUAUAAUGGCGAGUGAGAAGGCUAUGGCAUCCCAUGCAUCUGGUGAAACAAAGAAUGAUGGGAUUACUGAUCCAACAACAAGGCAAAAUCUGGCCUCAGCAUUGGCUCUUCCUGAAGUUGCAAGGGCGAACUCCCAUGUGUAUGGAAAACCAACUGAAAGGCAGAGGGCCCUUGCUUCUGGGAAUGGCAAUCCAUUGAAGGAGCACAUGAAGUCAACCACAGCAGAUGGUAAGCUGCAACAGUGGUUCCGUGAAGGCCUUGCAGGGCCUAUGCUGAGUUCUGGCCUGUGCACUGAAGUAUUUCACUUUGAUGUCUCUUCGGCUAAAGGAGCCAUAAUACCUGCUUCUCCAGUUGGUAAUGUGACUAAUGAAAAUCAUCGGAACGCCACUCACGCGGGAAAGGGGAGAAACAGGAGAUUCCUUCACAAUUUGCCCAAUCGCCUUGCUGGGUCCAAUUUCAAUGUGUCUGAGGAGCAAGCGAGGAGAAACACGAAGACUCGGGACCUUCCAACUAACAAGUCUCUUUCGUCGAUGGUGGUGUCUGUACUUGUGGAUCCCAGAGAAGUUGGAGACGGGGACGUUGAUGGCAUGGUCCCUCCGAAGUCCAUGUCUCGCAUUUUCGUGGUGGUGCUAAUGGAUAGUAUCAAGUAUGUGACGUAUUCCUGUGUACUUCCGCGCGCUGGUCCUCAUCUGGUGACUACUUGAGGUGGAGAGAAGUUCGAGAGCGGUGUGGCGACAACAUUCUGCUCCAACUCACAAUUUUGUAUAUAUGUCAGAGAGACGAGCUAAUAUGACGGUACUAUAACCUUGUGCGGGGUUUCCUGGGGGCUAUCGAACUAUCUAACUCUUGCUUAUCUUGUCGCUCCUCCGAUCUCGAGUCCUAUGUUUAGGGUGAUGGGAACUUGAGUUCUUUGGAUGGUGUGGUGGGAUGCUUUGCUAAUCAUAGAAUAAGGCAAUUAUGGUUCAACGUACUCUUGUGUCUUCAUCAGCAACUGGAAGCUAUCAGCUGAACGUAGUUUGGUAUUGCUUGGAUUGCCAGUGACUUUAUGUUGAAGCAUCUAGUUAAGUAAUCUGUACUGCUAUCUGCUUUU
Messenger RNA from Rhodamnia argentea, 2745 nucleotides. RefSeq names its product bZIP transcription factor 17. Gene Ontology annotation, molecular function: DNA-binding transcription factor activity. NCBI's taxonomy places the organism in Eukaryota, Viridiplantae, Streptophyta, Magnoliopsida, Myrtales, Myrtaceae. The transcript has 2 exons. The record is from RefSeq and is a predicted model, not a curated record. Bases 98 to 2359 code for a protein of 753 amino acids. Gene Ontology annotation, cellular component: nucleus; endoplasmic reticulum membrane.